Rhinocladiella mackenziei CBS 650.93 is the source of this 708-nucleotide messenger RNA. Its product is annotated as ribosomal protein L17. Gene Ontology annotation, molecular function: structural constituent of ribosome. The transcript is spliced from 2 exons. Bases 1 to 708 code for a protein of 235 amino acids. Gene Ontology annotation, cellular component: ribosome; mitochondrial large ribosomal subunit. Gene Ontology annotation, biological process: translation. NCBI's taxonomy places the organism in Eukaryota, Fungi, Ascomycota, Eurotiomycetes, Chaetothyriales, Herpotrichiellaceae. The record is from RefSeq and is a predicted model, not a curated record.
AUGUCUUCCAUAAAAUACCGUCAUCUGAGCCGCGACUCGGCCCACCGACAAGCUCUCCUCCGCAACCUGGUCACAUCCCUAAUCGCGAAUGAAGCCAUAUCCACGACUUAUGCGAAGGCCAAAGAAACCCAACGGUUAGCUGAAAAGCUGAUCACACUGGGCAAGAAGAACACAAAUGCAGCGAGACAACGGGCGAAGUCGAUUUUUUAUGAACCAGAAAAACACAUGGACAAACUAUUCGAAACGCUGAGAAAACGCUACGAACUCCGACCAGGCGGAUACACACGGCUGCUGCGCCAGGAGCCGAUCCGAGAAGACCAGGCGCCGUCCGCAAUUCUAUCGCUUGUCGACGGCCCUCGCGACAUGCGCUUUAGCAUGACUGCCAAAGCCCUCGUGCGGCAGCGGCGCGAAGACCUGCCUAUGAACGAGCUCAUGGCCGUGAAUAUUCGCAAAGUCACGCGAUUCCGAGAAGGAGGCGAGGCGGCGCUGGAACAAGAAGUCCAGCGUCUUGAGGCGGAUGAGAAGGCGCAGGAGCAGUUGGAAAAGGAGGCGUUUGAAGAAGACGGCACGCUUUACGAGUGGGUGAGAGGUGAGAAGGAUCGGGAUACUAAUGCUACGGGGAAGGAGAAGAAAGGGCCAGGCCGUUUGAGGAGGCAGAAGGUGGAUGAGGAUAAACCAUUUAGUAGACCGAGAUCGAGAUCAGUGUGA